AUGCUAAGUUUAGGUAAUUCAAAUCUCCAAAAUCAAGGAAAUUCAAAUAAAACAGGAAUCCCUUCAAAGAACCUCCCAUCAUUGUGUUUACAAGUGAAACUCCAUCUCACAAUCAAAGUAACAUAUUCAUUGUCUAUACAAUCAAUUCAGGAUCACAAUCUAGUGUAUUCUAGUCAAACUAGUCCAUCAAGAAGAACCUAAGAUCAACAAGUUAAAAUAGAUGCAGAAUUAAGACCGAUCAACAAAUUCACUUUUCAUUAUCUUCGCACAAAUACAAGAAUAAAGACUCUACUAUCUCACUAUGUUCUUCCUUCAACCAGACGAACUCAAAACUACUAAAAUAUAAUCACUCUACUAAUUUUCAGUUUAGUAAUUUUAUUCAUAUAUUUAUUAGUUGAUUCAAAUCAACAGUAAAAUAAUAUAGACCCUUUCGAUUUAAAAUUAGGGAAGAGCUUGUUUAAAUAAGACAGAAUCCAAGAGGCAUUGAUAAUAUUCGAAAAUUAUUUGGUAUCUUACGGAAUCCAUCCUGAAGCACUUUAUUUAUCAGCACUUUGUUAUCAACAACAGAAUCAAUAUGAUAAAUUGAUAUAAUAAUUAGAAAAAUUGAUUUCCGUAUUCCCAACAUUCCAAAGGGAUGCUUAUUUGAUAUUGGCUAACACUCUGGCUUAAAUGAAUAGAAUUCAAGAUUCUAUCAACAAUUUAACGCUGGCAAUCAGUAAUUUUAAUAGAUUUUAUGAUGCAGUAUUAUUAAGAGCAUAAUUGUAUUUAAAGUCUAAAUUUACACAUAAAGCUAUAUAAGAUUUUAAUUAAUUAAUUUUAAUUAACCCAAAAAAAUCAAUCGCGUAUCUUGGUUUAAGUGAUUGCUUUGCAUAAUUGAACUAAUUGCAAUUGGCUUUCAACAAUUUGAAUAAAGCUCUUUAAUUAGAUUUAGUGUCCAAUCCUAAACCAAUAAUAAUAAAACUAUUUUGGUUAUUUUUUGAUGUCUCAGAUUACAGACAGUCAAACUAUUACUUGGACAUUUUAAAAUAGAUGUAUUCAGAAGAUUCAGAAUCCGCGUAUUUAAAAGGGCUUUGGUUCAAGAAACAAAAUCAUACUUAGGAAGCUUAUCUUGCAUUUGAAUAGGCAGUUUAGUACAACAAUAAUAAAUUAUGCACUACAUAUGCACUUUUAGAAAUAGUAAAACUUGAAAUUGAUAAAAACAAUUAUUAUUCUGCUUCUCAUUAUUUAGAAAGAAAGGUAAUUUUAGAUGUUUUUAAUGAUUAAUUUACAUAAAUCGAUCUCUUUGUAGAAGGAACUCUACUCCUGAUGAAAAAAUAAUUUGAUAAAGGUGUCGAAUCUCUUUCCUAAAUGAUGUUAUAUACUAAAUAGGAGGAUUCAUUAAAAGUCUUAGCUUUACAAUUUCGAGCCUAUGGAUAUUUUUGCUUGUCAAAUUAUCGUCAAGCUCUAAAAGAUUUAUUAGAAUGUGAUCAAAACUUAUUAGAAAAAGCAUCUGUUUAUAAUAUAUUGUUGUGUCGAGCCAUAUUAAAAUUUGAAGCAGAGGAACUGGAUUCUAGCUAUCAGCUUUUUUCAGAGGCAUACGAGGUAUUCAAAACUAAGCAAGAACCAUACUUUUAUUAAGCUACACUAUUAAUAAGAAAAUAUUGUAUAAAUAUUAAUGAGGAUAAUCGAAUUAUCUAUUUAAAUUAAGCCUUAGAGAGUCUAUAGAAGGCAUUAUCGAUUCGAGAAUCACCAAAUGUAUUAUUUUAUAAAGGGAUUUUGAACUUUGCAUUAGGCAAUCUUGAUUAGGCAGAAUAGGAUUUAGAAUAAGCGAUUGAAAAUUUUAAUGAGAAUUAAGCAUUACACUUCUAUGUAAGAGGACUAUUACGUAAUUGUCUCAAAUAAUAUGAAAUGGCUAUUUUGGACUUUAAAAGUUGUUUGCAUAUGGAACCAGAAAAUUUAUAAUCUUAUUUGAAUAAAUGCAGAGCAGAAAUUCAUAUAGGUGAUCUCGAAAAUGCCUACCUUGAUCUAAUGAAGUAUGUUGAGAAUUGCAAGGAGGAGAAUCUCAAUUAUUAGGUGAUUGGAAUGCUAUUUUUUUAUAUUGGAAGUUUCGAAGAAGCCAUUUUCUCUUUAAACAUGGAUUCAAGCAUUGUUGGCCAAUAUCUAAAGAUUAAGGUAUUAAUUUUCAACAAAGAGUUGAGUCUGGCUCAAUCAGAGUUGCAAUUGAUUUCAGAGAAGAAUUAGAAGGCUAUGGCAGAUUUUUAAUUAGUAAGAAUUCUUAAUUUAAUGUGUUCGGGUGAAAUUUACACAAAUUUAUAAGACAAUAUCUCUGUGUUAAGUGGGAUAUAAAUGAAUGGAUAGGAAGGCGAAAUAUUCAAAUAAUCCCACAUAUGGUUUUAUUAUUGUGUAUUGCUCACAUAUAAGGGGGAAUAUUAAUUGGCCCAAGAGUUUUUGAAUCUUUCUUAUGAAUUGGAGAGAAAAUCAGAAAAUUUUAAUAGUAAUGAUUUUGGGAAUCAGAUCUACACCUUCAAGGAAUAUCUGUUUAAUAGUGCUUUACUAAAUUUAAUGAUGAAUAAAAUGACAGUGGCUAUAGAAUUAUUAAAUACUUUAUAUGAUUAAUUAAAUUAUAUGGAAGAGAAAGUUGAAUUGUAGAUAUUUAUAAAAUAGAUAAAAGACGACUUGCAGGAUACGGAUAAGAAUAAAAAACUAAUCACUUACGAUGAAUUUUAUUUGUUUCAGUAAAAAAAUCGGCUUAGUUCACUUUUUCCAGUAUUGCAGUUGCCUUUGAAGAAAUACAAUGUAACAACCAAAUUGUCCUUUUGUUUGCCUAGGAUUGAGUUUCCCUCUUUAGAAUUCGUGUUCGAUGAAAAAGUGCUUCAAAAAAUUUCGGUAUCUUUUCUAUGUUAGGACUAGCCGUAUGUAGUAGAAAAUUAUCCUGAGGCCCCAUGGAUCAAGAGGAUUAAAUAGGCCAUAGUAUUCACUGACAAUUUGAGAUCGAUAGGUGAGGAUUUGGAAUCUACGAUAAGAGAGAAGGAAGAAAUUAAGGAAAUGAAUUAGGUUGAAUUUGAUGAUGAAUGA
Paramecium tetraurelia is the source of this 3054-nucleotide messenger RNA. RefSeq lists its product as uncharacterized. The transcript has 3 exons. The record is from RefSeq and is a predicted model, not a curated record. Lineage: Eukaryota; Ciliophora; Oligohymenophorea; Peniculida; Parameciidae. Gene Ontology annotation, molecular function: protein binding.